Monosiga brevicollis MX1 is the source of this 1560-nucleotide messenger RNA. RefSeq lists its product as uncharacterized. The transcript has 13 exons. The record is from RefSeq and is a predicted model, not a curated record. NCBI's taxonomy places the organism in Eukaryota, Choanoflagellata, Craspedida, Salpingoecidae. Bases 1 to 1560 code for a protein of 519 amino acids.
AUGCCCCCGCUGAUGCCCUGCCUGCGGCCCUGCUCCGCCCUUCGCCAGGAUGAUAUGCAGACCAAGCUGGGAGAAGUAGCUCUGCAUGCGAGUGAGAAAGAGGAGGAGCUGGCCACCUUUCGUCAUCUGUUGGAGGAACGCGAUCCGGCCACUGAGCAGACAAACCACGCCCUUGUUACUGAAUUUGACCUGGGCCAGAUUAAAAGUGCAGCCCAGCACCGCGCCCACCAGAAGCGUGCAGAGGCUGCACCUGCACCAAAGUCCAGUCGACGAGAUCAGGAGGUUCAGGCGGAUAUUGUCGUGGAUAUGGCUGCUCGAGAGGAGCGGUUUGAGGCCCGGCGAUUCGUCACUGUAGCCAAGGCUGUACAUCAAGUUUAUAGCGAGUUCCUUGGCCUUUCGCUUCAUAAUGCUCGCGUGUGUGUCUCAGUGCACUCAUGGAGAGUGUUUGGCAGGAGCGGAGCGGUGCCGAUGCGUGGGCAAAAGGGAGCCCUCUAUCAUGCAGUGAGCGGCUGGCUGAAUGGCUCAAUUUUUUUGCAAAGUGCCUCAAGGCUUUCAGAGGCUGAGUGCAUUGAGGCUCGGAGGCAACGGGAUGUGGCCGAGGCGCGCGCUGAUGCCACUGACCGCCUGCUCCAGGAUCAACACGCCACGCUAGAGGCCGCACACCAGCAAGUAUUGGCAGAACGAAGUGCAGCUGCUGAGGCUCGUGUCGUCGAGCUCCGCGACAAGUUUAUGCUCGAGCUUGACGAAGCGCGAAGUACCAUUGCUCAACUUGAGCAAACGCUGGAGGAGCGAGACCAAACCGUAGAGCAAUUCACCGAACGUAUCGGUGAGUUGGAGGCGCAGGUGAAGAGUCAGGACGAGACGAUUGCUACUCUUACGACUUCCAAUGAGCGGCUAAACAAGCGGGUGCAGGACAUGCAGGCAAAGCUUGCCACGCUGAAGCUAGUAGAGAAGGAGCUAGCCAAAUCCAAACUUGCCUACGAUAAAAUCCAAGAAGGCGGGCACGCUGCCGAAGCGCGCUUGGAGGAGUACAAAGCCAUACAAUCAUCCCAGGUGCGCCAACUCCGAGAGGCCCGUGAGGCGAACCAAGCCUUACAGGCGUGUCUUGAAGAAAAGGCCAAGGAUAUCAGCGGCUUCAGAGCGCAAGUGGCCGAGCUGGAGGCACGUCUUCAGGACCGACCUAUGCUCAAGCAGCAAACCGAGGCCACCCAGACUGACCCUCCUGCUCACGAUGAGGCGCACUGGAAGAAUUUGAUGGCUGAGAGCGCCGCCGAAGUGGCCGAGCUGCGUGAGACGCUUGCCGCUUCCAAACACCGAGAGACGGAUUUGCAAACACACGUCACCAGGUUGGAAGCAGAGCUGGCUCGCUGUCAAGCAGCCUUGCAGCAGCCAUCACCUCCACAACCACAGUCAGAAGCUCCCACCACAAAGCCAAGCCCAAUCGUCGAGGACGUACCUCCCAGCCCGCCGCUCGAGCCAUCCAAGGCCGUAGUAGCUCAAACUACGAAGGAUACCCAACCUCCAAGGACAGAGGAGCCCUUUUCUCUUCCAUUUGUGUAA